AAAGAGAGAGAGAGAGAGAGAGAGAGAGAAAGAAAGAGAAGAGAGAGAGAGAGCAAAAAUGGUUCUUCUUGAAAAGCUUUGGGAUGAUAUUGUCGCCGGACCUCAGCCUGAACGCGGCCUCGGCAGGCUGAGGAAGGUGUCUCCUAAGCCCUUGAACGCAAAAGAAGGGGAAGGAGAGUCGAGCAAGUUGGCGAUGCCGAUGAGCCCGGCAACACCAGGAACCCCAGGCACACCAGUAUCUGCUCGCGCUAAAGAUAACGUUUGGAGGAGUGUCUUCCACCCAGGUAGCAACCUUGCCUCCAAAUCCAUGGGCAACCAGGUUUUCGACAAGCCACAGCCCAACUCUCCCACUGUCUACGACUGGCUCUACAGUGGGGAGACCAGGAGCAAGCAUCAUCGUUAAGGUGACAAACAAACAACUGAAUGGACCAGCAGCCACCAGGGGUUGCAUGUAAAUAGUGUACUUUUUGAUCUCAGCGUUUGCCACGUGCCCCAAUGAGGGUUUUCCGAUGGCAAUGUGAUUAGGUGUCCUUUUGAAUUUUGUAACUAGGGCUUCCGAUGGCAAUGUGAUUAGGUGUCCUUUUGUAUGAACACUUGUGCGGUAAUGAUGACUCUCUGUCGGUCAGAUCUACUGUUGGAUGGUGGUGAGGAGUUGAUGUCGUAUUAAAUAAAUAAAUAAAUAUCUUUUCUAAUGUUAUUAAA
Molecule: messenger RNA, 702 nt
Organism: Pyrus x bretschneideri (Chinese white pear)
Lineage: Eukaryota; Viridiplantae; Streptophyta; Magnoliopsida; Rosales; Rosaceae
Product: auxin-repressed 12.5 kDa protein
Exons: 3
Coding region: 59-403 (114 amino acids)
Source: RefSeq, a predicted model, not a curated record